AUGAAGACCUCCGCCGCCGCCCUGCUCGCCGCCUUGGCCGCACACGCGGCUGCCUCACCCCACGGCGUUGGCUGGGGAGGAGAGGAGCAGGACGACGACUGGCACUCGUUCGGGAAGCCGACGCUGGGCUGGCCGAACCCAACCUGGCCGCCCAAGUUCUGGACCAGCACCAUCUACACGACGAGUGUGCACACUAUCACGGGCUGCCCGCCGGCCGUGCCUAACUGCCCGGCCCACGGCGGCACCGUCGUCACCACCGUGACCGUCCCCGUGAGCACCACCGUGUGCCCCGUGACGACCACGCCACUGGUGGUCCCUCCUCCGCCGCCACCGCCGAGCUCUCUCCCACCGCCGCCACCGCCGCCGCCGCCGCCGGGCUGGUCGACCACGGCCCCGCUCCCCGUCAUCACCACCUCAGCCGUCGUCAUCCCCCCACCGCCGCCCAGCACUACGCUCCGUGUCCCGCCGCCGCCAGCCCCGCUGUCCUCGACCUCGCUGCUACCAUUGCCGCCCUCGAGUAUCACCUCCUCCGUCGGCUCCCUCGUCCCCUCGCCGCUGCCGUCCUUGUCCACAACCUCGUCGUUCCCGGCUGCCGUUACCGCCGCCGCCGCGCAUAACGCCCACCGCGCUGGCGGCGCGCUGGCUGCUAUUGCUGUUGCCGCUGCGCUUCUCUAG
Messenger RNA from Lasiosphaeria miniovina, 675 nucleotides. RefSeq lists its product as uncharacterized. Lineage: Eukaryota; Fungi; Ascomycota; Sordariomycetes; Sordariales; Lasiosphaeriaceae. The record is from RefSeq and is a predicted model, not a curated record. The transcript has a single exon. Bases 1 to 675 code for a protein of 224 amino acids.